AUGGAUGCUCUCACAGCCUCGCUGGAUGCUCUGGUCACUAAUCCCGAGCUUGCGCCGCUUCUGUCCCUCCUCAAGGGCAUUCGCAAUGGCGCUGUCUAUGGGGCCAAGGUCCGCUUUCCGCAUGCUCUGGUGAUGAUCUUGCUUUUUCGCUCAGGAACCUUCCGUGAGAAAGUCAAGCUUGUCUUUAAAGCCACGCGCCAACAUGCUCGGAACCUGGCCACCUUUGCGCUGAUAUACAAGGGCUCAAUGAUCUUGCUGCGUAAUAUCAAUCCGGUUGCUGUUGGCAAAGAAGGACGAUACGAUAGCUUUUUUGCUGGGUUGCUAGGAGGCUAUGCAGUCUUUGGUCGGCAUAAAACGAGUAUCACUCAACAGAUUGUGAUCUAUAUCUUCGCUCGUGUAAUACUUGCGUUAGCCAAACUUGCCAUUCGUCCAGAUAUGCACCCGCUCUCCUCUCUCAUCACUCCGCAAACGCGAAGUCAGAUGGAAAGCCAUGCCUGGCCGGUCUUUGCCAGCUUAUCCUGGGCACUUGUUAUGUACAUCUUCCGUUGGUAUCCAGAUACAUUGAUGUCAAGUCUGCGGAGUAGCAUGGUGUACAUUUACGCAGAUUCCGAUCACUGGGACUCGUUCCGCAAUUUUUUAAUCCACAACAAAUGA
Molecule: messenger RNA, 654 nt
Organism: Aspergillus aculeatus ATCC 16872
Lineage: Eukaryota; Fungi; Ascomycota; Eurotiomycetes; Eurotiales; Aspergillaceae
Product: Tim17/Tim22/Tim23/Pmp24 family protein
Exons: 6
Coding region: 1-654 (217 amino acids)
Cellular component (GO): peroxisomal membrane
Source: RefSeq, a predicted model, not a curated record